This is a messenger RNA of Alligator mississippiensis (American alligator), 2088 nucleotides long. RefSeq names its product Cbp/p300 interacting transactivator with Glu/Asp rich carboxy-terminal domain 4 (gene CITED4). The transcript is spliced from 2 exons. The record is from RefSeq and is a predicted model, not a curated record. Bases 110 to 727 code for a protein of 205 amino acids. Lineage: Eukaryota; Metazoa; Chordata; Crocodylia; Alligatoridae. Gene Ontology annotation, cellular component: nucleus. Gene Ontology annotation, biological process: regulation of DNA-templated transcription.
GCUAUAAGGCGGGCGCGGAGCGGCUCUCCCGGCUGCGGGGACGCGGGUGCGGCGCACGGGACAGCGCAACCGGCGAGCUCCGCGGACCUGCUGCCGUGAGCUGGUCCCCAUGGCCGAUCACAUGAUGAUGUCCCUGAGCCACGGAGCAAACGGGCUCCAGAACUACCGUCUGGGCAUGAACGGGCUGCAGGGGCCCCCGCAGCACGGGCAGCACGUGUUACGGACUCUACCUGCCACCGGGCAGAUGAUGCAGUACGGCGGGGCCGGCAUGGACGGGGCCAUGAGAGCACGACCCAGCAUGAGCGGACCCAUGGGCCACCACCAAAUGCCCAGCGCUAUGAUGUUCAGCAGCCCCAGCCAGCAGCAGCAGUACAUGGGAUCUGUGGGCACUCAGCAGCUCAUGGCCAGCAUGCACCUACAAAAACUCAACACUCAGUAUCAAGGCCACCCUCUGAUGGGCAUGAGCAAUGGUCCUAUGGGAGCAGGUGCACAGCAGUAUAGGGUGGGCCCCACCCAGCACCCUGGCAUGCAGCAUAUGCCCUCGCCGGCUCUGACUUUGAAUAUUAUGGACACUGAUCUCAUAGAUGAGGAGGUUUUGACAUCUCUAGUCUUGGAGCUGGGUUUGGACCGGAUUCAGGAGCUGCCUGAACUCUUCUUGGGACAAAACGAGUUUGACUUCAUUUCGGACUUCGUCAGCAAACAACAGCCCAGUGCCAUCAGCUGCUGAAGGGCUUCGCAUUCAGUCCUUGUUCUUUUGUUGGUUUUGAUUUUUUUUUUUUUUUUUCCCUCCCCCCCCCCCCCACUCCUUUCUUUCCCUUGCCCCCCCCACAGUUCCUCCUCUUGCCCCUGUCCCUCCCAUGCUCCACCUCCUUUAAACUUGACAGACAAUCAUUGGACAAUGAUGGCUUGCACUAGAUUGCUUGUAUUUUUAUUUUUUUUUUCCUGUGUGGGGGCAGCCUUUCUUGCUUUUAAGGGUGGGGAGAAGAAGGGGAAAGUGUUUUGAUGGACUAAAAUGCAGACUGAGUGGUCUUGGUUGUUUCCUUUUUUUUGUUUUUUUGUUUUGUUUUUGUUUUUGUUUUUUUGGUCAUCCCAAAUGGCAUUAAAAGGAUUUCUGUCUCCGGUAGAAACAAUGGACUUUGUGACUUUCCGUAAUUAAGCUUCUAACUGCAGGAGGCAGAGGCACAGCUAGCUGGGUUUGCCUGAGCACUCUGAAUUGCCAGUGAAGUUGACAAAAUCAUCUCUGUGCCUGAGCUGCUGCUGUCUCACCUUGCAGAGAAGGGGUAGGGCUUGGCUUUUGCUGUCAAAUUAUUAUGAUUUUUUUUUUUUUCCUCCAUAAAAUCAAAUCUCUCACUUUUUUUCCCUUCGUCUCUGAAGGCUAAUAGGUUUUGAAUGGUCUCUACUUCUAACUUGAAAAGGGAUCAUUAUUUAUGCCCUCCAUUAGUUCUGACCAUCUUAGCAGCAUACUCAUCUGUAAAGCUAGUAGGUGGGUUGUUUUUUAGGCAUAAAGUGGAGCUAGACUGCAGCUUUAAGUCUCAUACCUCUGAAACCAAAUGCAAUCCAUGUCACCUAUAUAAUCCCUGAUAUAAUCUUUUAUUUAUAAUUUUCCCCCCCCCCCCCCCCCAAUGAUUAUUUAUUUGCAAGGGCUCCAUUUGCCAUUUGACUUUGAGACUGUCAGGAGAAUGACAAAAAGAGUACUGCAGCUUUAAGAUCAUGGCUGUUUGAAAACUAGUCCAGCAAUUUUUAAAAGCCUUACAGACUGUUCUAACAGCAGAAUUGUCAUGAAAAUGUGGGACCAUGUAAAUGCAGCACCUGCCCUGAUGUAAUAAAGGGUGACUUGGUUUUUAAUUACCUCUGUCAGAAAAGGUAAAAUGUUAAUGCUAGCUGGUUUUUGUUUCCCCUUCUGUCUCUUGUUUCCAGGUCCUUUGCAAAGUGAAAAGCUAAUUGGCAACUCCUAGUUGCUACUGCCCCCUGCUGCUGAUAGCACAUGGCAGCACAUCACUGCUGAUUGACUUGGUGAUUUAAUGUACAGUACAGACAAAAAAAAAAAAAUUUUUUUUUUUUCCAAAUAAAAGCUAAAGCCUCAUCGAC